This is a messenger RNA of Zophobas morio, 566 nucleotides long. Its product is annotated as ubiquitin-conjugating enzyme E2 D2-like. Gene Ontology annotation, biological process: protein polyubiquitination. The transcript is spliced from 3 exons. The coding region runs from base 76 to 519 and encodes 147 amino acids. Gene Ontology annotation, cellular component: nucleus. The record is from RefSeq and is a predicted model, not a curated record. NCBI's taxonomy places the organism in Eukaryota, Metazoa, Arthropoda, Insecta, Coleoptera, Tenebrionidae. Gene Ontology annotation, molecular function: ubiquitin conjugating enzyme activity.
AACUCAUUCACUGGGCAAUAAAUAUUUGGUAGCGAUAGUUUCGCUUAUUUUAACAACAUCGAACAAUAUUUAGGCAUGGCUUUAAAACGUAUUCAAAAGGAGCUAAAUGAUAUAGUUCGUGAUCCUCCUGCUAAUUGCAGCGCGGGGAUUCUGGGGGACGAUCCUUUUCACUGGAGUGCCACAAUUAUGGGGCCAAAAAAUUCCCCUUUUGAAGGGGGUGCCUUUUUUUUAAACAUUCACUUUCCUACAGACUAUCCAUUUAAACCUCCCAAAGUCACCUUUGUUACUAAAGUAUAUCACCCAAAUAUUAACCAGAAUGGAAGCAUCUGUUUGGAUAUUCUUAAGGAUCAAUGGUCGCCAGCGUUAACAAUUUCAAAAGUUUUGUUGUCCAUUUGUUCUUUGUUUGACGAUGCUAAUCCGGACGAUCCCCUUGUUCCUGAAAUUGCUAAUAUAUAUAAAACCGAUCGUAAAAGAUACGAAAGUACAGCAAGAGAAUGGACUAGAAAGUACGCCAUGUAAAUACCCGUUUUCUGCAAAUAUUUUUGAGCUUUUCUGUUUUGCUUUAG